AUGAAGCAAUAUUCAACUCACAUCCUGAAACAAGCGUCUGAGGCUGACCUCUGGAAGAUCAGACAAGGACUGGGAGACUCACUGCGAGUCUACAUCGAAAAGUUCAGAGCAGUAAGAACUAAACUCUCGAAUCCCAACGAUCAGGUAGCCAUUGAGGCUCUUAGGAGAGGUCUCUGGUAUAAAUCAGGUUUCUUCUCGGAGCUAACGCUAAAUCCCCCUCCAACUAUCGACGACGCCCUCCAUAAGGCCUCUAGAUACAUUACCUUGGAGGAGGAAACGGCAGCAUUAGAUAAGCUCCACAGAAAACCCCAGAGUCACCCGAAAGGCGAAGCCUCCGAUGGAAAGGGACCUCACAAAAGAGGUAGCUCCCGAAAUAAUCAGACCCAUGGAGAACAUUCUUACGUAGUCGAGGAAGACAAGGAAGAAAAACCUGUCGCCGCGACAGCUAAAGCCCCCUGGUCCAAAGGUUAUGACGAGAGCAAACAUUGCUCUUACCACGAUCGAAAGGGACAUUCUACCGAAGAAUGUUGGGACCUCCAACGACAACUGGCUGCUAAAUUCGCAGCCGGAGAAAUAAAAGAUGUGGACCUCAAAAAGCCACAACCUUAUCAGAAGAGAGGUCCCAGAGAUAGCUCUCCAAAACGCGAGAGGUCACCUGAAAAAGAAACAGACUCACCACCCCCAGCUCCCAAAAAGAGAGUCGAUAUGAUCCUUGGAAAGUUUCCACAAGGAAAAAGCCUACAAAUCAAGGCCCUCUUGAGUAAACCACCUCCCCAAUCGAGCCCUGGCUCAAGGGUCGAUUACAUCCUUGGAGGGUCCGAUGUGUGUCAAGACUCCGUUAACUCUAUUAAAAGUCACGUACGGAAAGCUGUGUCAAACACUCAGUCCAAACCGACCAAGCCUGAGUCUAACACUAAGAUCUCUUUCUGGGAGAGUGAGACAUUAGACCUCGAUAGACCUCAUGACGAUGCCCUUGUCAUAACAUUAAAUAUAGCAUGGUACGAGGUACCUAAGCUCAUGAUCGACACCGGAAGCUCCGUCGAUCUUAUUUUCUACAACGCACUAAAGGGAAUGGAAAUAGACGACUACGAAAUUGUCGACCAGAAAUCCAACCUCGUAGGUUUCUCAGGUGAAACAGCCACCUCAUUGGGAACAAUUAAGCUCCCAAUUAUAGCUGGCGGAGUCAUGAAAAUGACCAACUUCAUAGUUGUCGACAAACCAUCCCCUUUCCACGCAAUCCUCGGAAGGCCUUGGAUUCAUAAGAUGAAAGCAGUAGCUUCAACUUAUCACCAAUGCGUGAAAUUUCCAACAACCAACGGAAUAGCUACUAUACACGGUAGCCAAAAGAUUUCAAGGAUCUGUUACCUGGGAGGAUUCGAGAUCAUAAAAGAAUCCCCCCAAUAG
Molecule: messenger RNA, 1404 nt
Organism: Brassica napus (rape)
Lineage: Eukaryota; Viridiplantae; Streptophyta; Magnoliopsida; Brassicales; Brassicaceae
Exons: 1
Coding region: 1-1404 (467 amino acids)
Source: RefSeq, a predicted model, not a curated record